AUGAAAUAGUUGAAAAAUUAGAACUCAAUUUCAUUAUCCCCAAGGUAUCAAAUAUCAAUAAGAAAUUUGUUAAAAGUUAGACAAGAACCAGAAUAAGAUGAUAAGUUAUAGACUUGGCAAUAAAUAGAUAAUUAUUUUAAUUAUUAUGCUUAAGAACCACAAUAAUAAACAUUAAAUGCUUCUCGAACAUCAAUAAAACUAGAUCAAUAAGUCAAUUAAACUUAUUUAGAAUAUUUUAAUAAAAAGUAAAAAGAAAUGAAGCAUGAUGCUUUCAGCAAUAUUAUUAAAUCUUGUAGCGAAUACUUUAUUGAUACUCUAUAUAUUGCAUUGAUUGGUGAAUCAUUGAGUGAUAAGUGUGAUAAAAUUGGUACGAUUUCUUAAAUUUUGAUUGGUUUUGGCAUUCAACCUGGAGCAUUAAAAAAUUUAAACGAAAGCGAAAAAAGAGAAUAUAUAAUAAAAAAGUUUAAUUAUACAAUCGAUGCUUUACUUGAGAAAUGGAAGGAAAAAGUUGAAAGUAGAUAACAAUAAUAAAUAACAACAAAGGUAGAAACAAAGAUAUAACCAUAACCUUUGAAAUGGUUAAAUAUCAAUACAAAGUAUCAAUCACUUAAAAUUCCUUUAGCACAAGUGCUAUAUCGAAAAUUAGAUGAAUUACAGGAUAUUUAAUAGAUGGUAAUAAAAUAAAGAUAGAUAAAGUUAAAUGAUAUCACAAGACCGACAAUUCUGGAAUUGAUAAAAAGGAUGGAUCCGUAAAUAGGUAAACUAUUUAUUUCUUUGAAUUUCUCUAAAAAUAUUGAAUUAUCAAAGACUUUUAAAAAGUAGGAUAUAAAUCAAGGUAGUAUAAUAAAAAAGAUGCAGAAGUUUUAAUGGGAUGAAGAAUUGGAAGGGGCAUUCUUGGAAAAUAGAUAAAGAAGUCAAAUUAAGUACGCCAAUAAAAUAUCAACUUGUAAUUUUAAUAUUAUGGGAUAUUUACCAUUAAUCUAAACAUUGAAUCGUCGUAAAAGUAUGAGAUCUGAUGGAAAUGAAGAUGAAGUGAUAUACGAAGAAAUCAAAUUCGCAAAAUCAUUCAGCAAAUUUCUAGCAAGAUGUGUUGAUAAAAAAUAAUUAUAACAUGCUGUUAAUUUAGUAGACAAAGAUUAAAUUUCAGCUUUGGAAGGUAAUCUAGCAGAGCAUAUUAUUGAAACCCACUAAUGCAUUGUCAAAAUUAUAUAAUAAGCAAGACAUUAAUUUCUAGUCAAGAGAACAUAGUAUUUAAGGUUAAAAAGUGAAGAAAGGGAGUGCAGUUUUAAAAGGCAAGUAAGAAAAGUAAGUGAAAAAAAAGAAAUGAAAGUAAAGAUCAAGAGAUAUGAGAUGAUUUAUAAACGAAAUAAGAAUAGAAAUUUCUAUGUAAUAUAUUUUGCAAAUAUUGUAAUGAAUAAGAUUAGAUAAAGAAGAAAACGAUUAUAACCAAAAAUAUUUUAGUUUAAAAUAUAUUAAAAGGGCAGCAAAAAGUGUUCAAAAUCGCCAACUUAAGAGAAAAGACAAAGGUGCAUUACUGAAUUUUCAACAGGACCUAUAAGAUUCAAACCAACAAAAUUGUAAAUGACAGCAAGAAUCAUCAUCAAGAUUUAGGCCUUAAUCAGGAGAUUUUUGGCUUAAAGAUUCUAUAAGAAGCUAAUUAAAAAUAAAUUGAAAAAAGUGUUAAAAAUACAUAAAUAACAUUAAAUAGUUAAAUUUUGA
Molecule: messenger RNA, 1719 nt
Organism: Paramecium octaurelia
Lineage: Eukaryota; Ciliophora; Oligohymenophorea; Peniculida; Parameciidae
Source: the annotation of a GenBank genome assembly